Kwoniella mangroviensis CBS 8507 is the source of this 507-nucleotide messenger RNA. RefSeq lists its product as uncharacterized. The transcript has a single exon. Bases 1 to 507 code for a protein of 168 amino acids. The record is from RefSeq and is a predicted model, not a curated record. Lineage: Eukaryota; Fungi; Basidiomycota; Tremellomycetes; Tremellales; Cryptococcaceae.
AUGUCUGUCGCCUAUUUGAGAGUAUACACCGGACGCAAUCCGAAUGGGUCGAAUAUCACGGUGCAACGCAGCAGAGAUUCAGGAGGCCGAGGGCGACUUGAUAGCACAUCCGAGAUCAGAGACACUGAUGCGAGUCGAUAUGGCUCGGAGUCUAAAGCACCUGCUGUUCCGUCAGGUGCCACACAAUUGAAAGAGUAUUUCAAAGAUGAGAGUGGUAGCAAUGGAGAAACGAAACAUGUCAGAGAUCCCCGGACCAAGGCGCUCGCCUGGAUCACUCUGGCGGAGCUUGUGAGACUCAUCUACCCGGGCCAGACUCAAGCUAGGACGGGAACCACUUACGGGUCAGAGCUUAAAACACCUGGGUCCUGUGAAGAGUCUCAUCCAGGAUCGUUAGCAUUCAGCCACAGUCCAACUGGAACAAUUGUCCAAGAGGUGACAGGUGACACCGCUAGGCCUCUCGAAGACAAUGGGUGGCAAAUUGUUUCGUCUUCUGACACUACUGAAUGA